AUGAUACCUUUUCUUGGACGUUGUAAGAUAAGACAGUUUGUGAAAGGUAAACCUAGGCCAGUUGGUCUUAAAAAUUUUGUAGUUACUACGUCCGAUGGUCUAAUUAUUGAUUUCGAAAUAUAUCAAGGACUUACCACGCCUUUUCCUGACAAAAGUCUAGGACUUGGACCGGCUGUAAUUUUACGUCUUAUUGAUACAAUACCAGAAGGUUCAUCUGUAUUUUUCGAUCGAUAUUUUACGACUAUUCCGUUGAUGCAAAAAUUAGUACAGCUAAAAAUUCAUGGAACUGGUACUAUACAAAUGAAUCGUCUACAGAAAUUUCAAUUUAAAGCAGAUUCUAAAAUGAAAAGAGGGGAUUUCGAAGAAAUUGUAUCUGAUGAUAAAAAUAUUUCUAUGUUGAAAUGGAAAGACAACAAGUCAGUAGUUAUGACAUCAACAUGUUACGGAGGUUUACCGACAACAACAGUAUCCAGAUGGGAUAAAAAACAAAAAAAACAUAUUGAAGUACAAAUUCCUAAUAUGAUAUCAAAAUACAAUGAAAAAAUGGGCGGUGUUGAUCAUUUUGAUCAAAUGAUGGAAUAUUAUAGAACUUGGUUAAAAACAAGAAAGUGGCCACUUUACGUUAUACUACACUUACUUGACCUAUCAGUAACUAACAGCUGGUUUGAAUAUUUAGAAGAUUGUAAAAUAAAUAAAAUACCAAAAAAAAAAAAUUAA
Aphis gossypii (cotton aphid) is the source of this 717-nucleotide messenger RNA. Its product is annotated as piggyBac transposable element-derived protein 3-like. The record is from RefSeq and is a predicted model, not a curated record. Lineage: Eukaryota; Metazoa; Arthropoda; Insecta; Hemiptera; Aphididae. The transcript has a single exon. Bases 1 to 717 code for a protein of 238 amino acids.